UUCUCCCUUCAUAUCGGAAAGGAGAAACUUGGAUGAAGAUUUCACUGAUCAGUGGUAGGACAGCUUUCAGACUGUAACCAUAGCAACAGUAGUUCAGUUGAGAUUGUAGGAACUGUGAACAGCAGCUUCUAUUUCCUCCUGUAUCUCUAAGCUACAUACUUUAUCAUGCUAAGUGUGUUGCUUACGAACUAAAUAUUUUGUUGGAAAGCUCAAUAUUUGAUAAAUAAAAUGUACUAAAUAGCUAACACAUUUAAUAUUUAGCUUCAGUUUAAGUUAACAAGCUCAAUUUAGUUGGUGAGAUUUAACUUCAAACUAAUUAGCAAGUUAAAUAUUUAGCUAAAAAGUUGAAUACUUAGCGAGCUGAAAGCUUAGCUUCAAAUUAAAUGUUUGGCAAGCUCAAUAUUUAGUUAGCAAGUUAAAUAAUGAGCUUGAAUGUGCCCACAUUUUUUAAUUAUUCUGACAUGCUAAAAAACCCAAAUUAUUGCUGCUUUUUUGACAGUAACGUCACCAACAGCACCCCGUACACCAGAGGGGAGUCAAAGAUUUACUGGAGAGCUUCUGCUCUCUUCAUAAAAACCAUGGUGGGAAAACCGACUGAUAUUAAGUCUGACUGUUGAUUGUUUAGCUUGAGAACUGAGAACAGAAAUAGUCGUGAGACUUGAGUUCAGCCAACAGGGGGCAGCAGAGAGCUGCUUCUGGUGGAGUGUAUUCUCACUGCUUCAUUAAACUGAUCUUCACACACAGAAUCUGUUUACAGAUGGCAUCAAACAGUCAGGAGUUGGCUUUAUACAUUUGAAAGCUUGAAUAACUGAUCAGCUUCACUGUAAAACCAUGAAAUAAAUUCAGCAAACUGCAGUUCUCAGGUUGAGUCACCAGGGGGCAGCGCAGCGCUGCUUCUGUGUUCCUGCUGCAAAACCAGGGCUGGAAAAAUGUAAUGUUUAGUAACAAACAGAUGAUUCAAUUAAAAACAAUCUAUUAACUUCAAGCUGCUGAUUUAACCCAGACAGAGAAUUUUAUUUAUUUUUUGUCCUGCAAUCUUCACUGCUAACUCUUAUAACUCAAGCAAAGCUGAGUUGGAAACUGUUGUCUGAUAUCAUGCAGUGCAGACACAACACAGCCACUGAUUUCCACUGUGCAGCAGAAAUAUGUGAAAAUGUCCCUGAAAAACAAAUGUCCUCAUUAUGAGACGCACAGCAGGGGGCCUAAAACACCACCUAGUCUGGCUUCAUCCGAGCUUCUAAGGGACCAAACAUGCUCCAAUCAGACGUGAGAGAAGCCCAGUCGACCAAUCACAGAGCGGCUCCAGGCAGAGGCCACACCCCGGCGCUGUAUAAGAGGAGCCGACCUGCAGCCGGAGCUGCACAACUUUACGUUCCCAUAAAAACCAGAUCCAGAUCCGAUUCCUGAUGGUGGUGGAGGUGAAGAGCCGCAUGGAGGCGACGGAGGUGAACCAGCAGAGGGUGGAGGCCAACAUCCUGCUGCUGGGAGCUCACAACGUGGGCAAAACCGCUCUAACCGUCAGAUUUCUAACCAGACGAUUCAUCGGAGAGUACGGAGACAUCGAGUCGAUUUACAGCCGAGUCGACCGAAUCGAUGGUCAGGAAAUCUGCAUCAACAUCUGGGACUCUCAGGCUGGCGGGAAAAGCUGCUCCAUUAGUGACAAGCAGCUGCAGUGGGCUGACGGGAUGGUCCUGGUCUACGACAUCUGCGACCGCGCCAGCUUCGAGGUCGUCCGCCAGCAGCUGCAGCUGAUCCGCCGCAGCAGGAAGAUGUCGACGGCGCCUGUUGUCAUCGUGGGAAACAAACGGGACCUGCAGCACCGCCGCAGGGUCUCCGGCGAGGAGGGACAUCUGCUGGCUAUGACGGAGCGCUGCGGCUUCUUCGAAGUGUCGGCGGCGGAGGCGUACCACGGCGUGCUGCUGGUGUUCCACCAGCUGGUCGACCUGGUCAGGGAGACGCGGGCGCUGAGGAAGAGCAUGGCGGGCGUCCGAGGCAUCGUCCGGAGCGUGUCGGCAGUGUUCGGGAAGAAACGGGCCGAAUGAACUGGCCAGAGCGUUUUUACCGGUUUAGGUGAAACAAAGGCAAGACUUCCUGUCCGCGUCCUUCUGAGGCGAGACGGGCUGGACAAGGUUGAGAGAAUGAUUCUUUGUCUGAAAGUCAAAGUUGGCCAAAUAAGUUGUGUAGAAAUAGGAAGUUGGAAAUAGAAGCGCGGAUGGAGAAAGAGACUGAGGUUGGUUGAAGUUUUUCAGAGGAUGAAGGACCGGCCGCUCCAAGUUCAGCUGCAGAAUAAAGAUGAUUUAUUGGUGUUUUAAGGAAACUAAUGAAAACAGACAGAGGACGGCCAUGAGCUCUGCUGGCAGCAGGUGGCGCUAGUUUCCAGUUGUUAAAAGGGUGGAAAUGUUCUGUAACCUACAAGAAUGUUGACGGAUGCUGACUGCGUUCAGCUGUAAAUGUUUUCAUGUUUAUGUUGUACAAAAUAUGUUUAAACCAUGAAUAAAAUCAGCUUCCCAUCCAGA
Molecule: messenger RNA, 2516 nt
Organism: Xiphophorus hellerii (green swordtail)
Lineage: Eukaryota; Metazoa; Chordata; Actinopteri; Cyprinodontiformes; Poeciliidae
Product: ras-related and estrogen-regulated growth inhibitor-like protein
Exons: 4
Coding region: 1407-2042 (211 amino acids)
Molecular function (GO): GTPase activity; GTP binding
Source: RefSeq, a predicted model, not a curated record